Xiphophorus maculatus (southern platyfish) is the source of this 10602-nucleotide messenger RNA. It is a transcript of the gene nbeab, whose product is annotated as neurobeachin-like. The transcript has 57 exons. Gene Ontology annotation, molecular function: protein kinase binding. NCBI's taxonomy places the organism in Eukaryota, Metazoa, Chordata, Actinopteri, Cyprinodontiformes, Poeciliidae. Gene Ontology annotation, cellular component: membrane; cytosol. Bases 286 to 8934 code for a protein of 2882 amino acids. The record is from RefSeq and is a predicted model, not a curated record. Gene Ontology annotation, biological process: intracellular protein localization.
GCAGCUUUGUGUUCACAGCGCAGGUCAGUCAGCUUGCUUAACCUGCUGGUACCAACAACACACUCCCUUAGCCGAACUCUCCAGAGUGGAUUUCUCCCAACAGAAAGAGGCUUCUUUUGCGGUUUUGCUCCUGUUUUCUCCUUGCUUCUCAAGUGUCUUUCUCUUUUUUUUCUUCUUCUUCUUCUUCUUCUUCCUAACGCUCUUAACCAGUAAUUAAACACAACACGAAGAGACGGGGGAGAGCCUUUAUCAGUGUUUCAUUAAAACCUCAGGGUUGGCGUGGAAAUGACAAGCGAGAAACCGGUGGCAAUGCCGGGCUCGCUGUCGCUCUCGGACCGUCAGCCUGCUCCAGGUCACGGGCAUCGCGGAGCUGCGGUCCCCGCUGUUGCCACCGGGAAGCCAAUGAUGAUGUCCGGCUCAGGUUCAGUGGUCCUCCCGGCAGGCAUGAUCAACCCUGCGGUUCCCAUCCGGAAUAUCAAGAUGAAAUUUGCUGUUCUGAUUGGACUCAUCCAGGUCGGCGAGGUUUCUAACCGGGAUAUUGUGGAGACGGUGCUCAAUCUGUUGGUGGGGGGAGAGUUUGACCUGGAGACAAACUUCAUUAUUCAGGAUGCUGAGAGCAUUGGCUGCAUGGUGGAGCUGCUGGAACACUGUGAUGUCACCUGCCAGGCUGAGAUCUGGAGCAUGUUCACUGCCAUUCUUCGAAAAAGUGUUCGAAAUCUGCAGACGAGCACUGAAGUGGGGCUCAUCCAACAGGUGCUGCUCAAAAUGAGCUCAGUGGAUGACAUGAUUGCAGACUUACUGGUGGAUAUGUUGGGUGUAUUGGCCAGCUACAGCAUCACAGUGAAGGAACUGAAGUUGCUCUUCAGCAUGCUCCGAGGAGAAGGUGGCCUUUGGCCAAAGCAUGCAAUCAAAAUGCUGUCGGUGUUAAAUCAGAUGCCGCAGAGACAUGGUCCGGACAUCUUCUUCAACUUUCCUGGUCGCAGCGCAGCAGCAAUUGCUUUGCCUCCCAUUGCUAAGUGGCCUUAUCAGAGCGGGUUUACAUUCAACACUUGGUUCAGAAUGGAUCCUCUGAAUAAUAUCAAUGUAGACAAGGACAAACCAUAUCUCUACUGCUUUCGCACCAGCAAAGGCAUUGGCUAUUCUGCGCAUUUUGUCGGGAAUUGUUUGAUUGUCACAUCGCUGAAGUCCAAAGGCAAAGGCUUCCAACACUGUGUGAAGUAUGACUUUCAGCCCAGGACGUGGUAUAUGAUCAGCAUAGUUCACAUCUACAGCCGCUGGAGGAACAGUGAAAUCAGAUGCUACGUAAACGGACAGCUCGUUUCUUAUGGGGACAUGGCAUGGCACGUCAACACAAAUGAUAGCUAUGAUAAGUGCUUCCUCGGGUCUUCAGAAACAGCCGAUGCAAACAGAGUGUUCUGUGGGCAGCUAGGAGCUGUCUACGUAUUCAGUGAAGCUCUCAAUCCGGCACAGAUUUUUGCAAUUCAUCAGCUAGGACCAGGCUAUAAGAGUACGUUUAAGUUCAAGUCGGAGAGUGAUAUCCACUUAGCAGAGCAUCACAAGCAGGUGUUGUACGACGGUAAAUUGGCAGGCUCCAUCGCCUUCACCUAUAACGCCAAGGCCACCGACGCACAGCUUUGCCUGGAGUCCUCGCCUCGUGAAAACGCCUCUAUCUUUGUGCACUCACCGCACGCCCUUAUGCUUCAGGAUGUGAAAGCCACAGUUACACACUCCAUCCACAGUGCCAUCCACUCUGUUGGUGGUAUCCAGGUACUCUUUCCACUUUUUGCUCAGCUGGACUUUCAUCAGUCAAAGGACAGCCAGGUGGAAACUACAGUCUGUGCCACUCUCCUAGCCUUUUUGGUUGAGCUGCUGAAGAGUUCUGUGGCCAUGCAGGAGCAGAUGCUGGGAGGAAAGGGCUUUUUAGUGAUUGGGUACCUGCUAGAGAAGUCUUCUCGUGCACACAUCAGCAGGGCUGUUUUAGAGCAGUUCCUCUCCUUUGCAAAGUAUCUUGAUGGCCUGCCACAUGGAGCGCCACUGCUGAAACAGCUGUGUGAUCACAUCCUGUUUAAUGCAGCAAUUUGGAUCUAUACCCCAGCCAAGGUUCAGCUUUCAUUAUAUACAUACCUUUCUGCUGAGUUCAUUGGCACAGCUACCAUUUACAACACAAUCCGUCGGGUUGGUACGGUCCUUCAGCUCAUGCAUAUGCUGAAAUACUACUACUGGGCCUCCAAUCCCGCAGACAGUAGUGGCAUCACACCAAAGGGAUUAGAUGGGCCGAGGCCAAACCAGAAAGAGGUAAUCUCUCUGCGGGCGUUCAUGCUUCUCUUCCUCAAACAACUCAUUCUGAAGGAUCGGGGUGUGAAGGAGGAUGAAUUGCAGAGCAUCCUCAACUAUUUGCUAACAAUGCAGGAGGAUGAAAACCUGCAUGAUGUGUUGCAGUUGGUGGUAGCUCUCAUGUCUGAGCAUCCAGCUUCCAUGAUCCCUGCUUUUGACCAGAGAAAUGGAAUACGGGUAGUCUACAAGCUCUUGGCCUCUAAGAGUGAAAAUAUUCGUGUACAAUCCCUCAAAGUACUUGGAUAUUUUCUGAAGCACUUGGGACACAAAAGGAAGGUGGAAAUCAUGCACACACACAGCCUUUUUACUCUUCUGCACGAGAGGCUUAUGCUGCACACCAACACUGUGUCUGUUACAACUUACAACACCCUUUAUGAGAUUUUGACAGAGCAGGUGUGCACACAGGUAGUUCACAAACCUCAUCCUGAGCCUGACUCCACUGUCAAGAUUCAGAAUCCAAUGAUUCUCAAGGUUGUAGCAAAUUUACUGAAGAGCUCCGCCCCCGGCACAGAACUGAUGGAGGUUCGGCGGCUCUUCCUUUCGGAUAUGAUCAAACUCUUCAGCAGCAGUCGAGACAACAGACGGUGUCUGUUGCAGUGCUCUGUAUGGCAAGACUGGAUGUUUUCUCUCGGCUACAUUAACCCCAAAAACUCAGAAGAACAGAAAAUGACUGAGAUGAUGUACAACAUAUUCCGUAUUCUGCUUUAUCAUGCCAUCAAGUAUGAAUGGGGAGGAUGGCGUGUGUGGGUGGACACUCUCUCUAUAGCCCACUCUAAGGUGACGUAUGAGGCGCACAAAGAAUAUUUAGCAAAGAUGUAUGAAGAGUACCAACGUCAGGAGGAGGAGAACAUAAAGAAAGGGAAGAAGGGUUUGGUCAGCACCAUCUGUGGUCUCUCUGCUCAGACCUCAAACAUCAAAGGUGUGAUUGAGAUCGGAGAAAUUGAUGAUCAUUCCCAGACCCCCGACAGCGAGGCAGACUAUGAGAGUGCCGAUUCGCGCAACCUGCUGACUGAAGGGAAGGGGUCUGAGGGAGACUUCGGGGGAUCUGAGAAUACAUUAGAUGGAGUCAGAGUUGCAGUUCAUGACCUUCUUGUGGACAUCAAAGCUGAAAAGGUGGAAGCUACAGAGGUGAAGAUGGAUGAUACAGAGCUGUCUUCAGAGACAGUGGGAGUAUCUGAGAACCGGCCUCUGGUUGAGGUGGAUUCUCUGUUGGAUAAUGUUUACUGUGCCGUUGUGAGGAAGCUCGACAAUAAUGUCAGCAGUAUGUUGAUGCCAAAGGGCAGCAUGAAUGACCAGAAUGCUGCCCCUCUCAUUACACUGGAUGAUGAGAAGGACGACAUCCCUCACAGUAACAAUUUCCUGUUUGGCAAGGUGACGGGCAGCAUUGAGGACAAUCUCCUACCGGAUCUGAGCCUAGCUGAGCCUCUGGUCCUGCCGAGGUCAGAGCUUUCCGAUCACACUGGAUCCAGGGAUGAAAUUGGCCUUCUGGCUCACAUGACUGGCUCCUUACCCAGCAUCUUGGCAAAGGAGGAGUUUGAACUCAAAAAAGUGCUUGAAAACAUGAACUCAGAAACUGAAGGCUUUUCCAAAAUCCCACAGACCUCUGAUGAUACAACAGAAUUUGAAGGGGAAUUGCUGGUUGAUAAGACGAAUGGUGCAGUAGAGAUGAGGAGCAACGCCUCUGAAACCGCAAGGUCAGAUGAUGGCAAAGAGAAGGAGAUGAAAAAGAUUCAGACAACAGCCACAACACAGAGUUUGCAUGGACGCCCAGUCUCUCAGCUGGAAAAGGACAUACGAGCGGACCUUGGCUUUAGGGCCGUCCCCAUAACAGAGGAACAGCGACAUCAGUUCAGCCCUGGUCCCCGCACUACAAUGUUCCGUAUUCCAGAGUUCAAAUGGUCACCCAUGCACCAGAGACUGCUCACUGACCUGCUAUUUGCUCUGGAGAGUGAUGUCCAUGCCUGGAGAAGCCACUGCACCAAAUCUGUCAUGGACUUUGUUAAUAGCAAUGAAAACAUCAUUUUUGUCCACAAUACUAUCCAUCUCAUCUCCCAAAUGGUAGACAACAUAAUCAUCGCCUGUGGAGGGAUUUUGCCCCUUCUUUCUGCAGCCACCUCUCCCUCUACUGUCAAGACUGAGUUGGAGAACAUUGAGGCGACGCAGGGCAUGUCCUCAGAAACCGCCAUCACUUUCUUGUCUCGUCUCAUGGUUAUGGUGGACGUUUUGGUGUUUUCGAGCUCCUUGAACUUCAGCGAGAUCGAGGCUGAGAAGAACAUGUCCUCUGGUGGUUUGAUGCGCCAGUGCCUCCGACUGGUCUGCUGUGUGGCUGUUAGGAACUGUCUGGAGUUUAGACAGAGGCACAACAACAGGACUCAGGAAAUCUUGCAGAAUGCUGUGACCUGCAAGACAUCUGGGGAAACUGGCCCUACUAACCUGUCUCCAAUCAAAGAUCCUGAUCGGCUGCUGCAGGAUGUGGACAUCAACAGACUGCGAGCUGUUGUGUUUCGUGAUGUGGAUGACAGUAAACAAGCCCAGUUCUUGGCUUUGGCUGUUGUGUACUUCAUCUCUGUCCUCAUGGUUUCCAAAUACCGCGACAUCCUUGAGCCUCAGUGUGAGUCUGGGAAGAUGAGCUGUCAGUUAGGCCGCAGCGUACGCCAGGAGAUCAACUCACCGACCAGCAAAGAAACACCACUUUCAUUCACAAGCAGUAAGGAGAUUUUUUUGCCAUCUGAAGACCUUCACAUAGAAACAUCCUUACCCCACACAGACUCUGGGAUUGGGGAUGAGCAGGUAGCCAGCAUCCUUAAUGGGUCUGGCCUGGAUCAUAAAGUGGGAGGAGUUAGUGCUGUGAAUGCGCUCAUUUCCACACUUUCCUCUGAGGUGAAGAAGUCCCAGGAGAUUCUGUCUGAACCCUCUAAUGUCGAAGUGCUCAAAUCGUCCUCCUCCGUCAUCAGCAUUAGUCAGUCCAAGAAGGGCAUUAAUGUCAAGGAGAUUUUGAAGAGCUUGGUUGCCGCCCCGAUGGAGGGUGUGGAGGCUGGACUUGAGCCAGUGUCCUUCCCAGACUGUGCUGCAAAGGCCCAGGCUGUGCUGCCAGUGCAGUUUCAGUCCUUUGACAGGAGUGUGGUGGUUCCUGUGAAGAAAACCUCCCCUGGCAGCUUUGCGAUCAACACACUGGGAUCCAGCAGCACCAGCACCUCCCCUGGGCUUUCAAGCUGCAGCACCCCCAACAUCUUUGCCGCUGCCUCUGCAACCCCUAAAAGCAUGAUCAACACCACCGGCGGCGCUGAGGCGGCCUCCGCCUCUGCAUCGUCUUCCACCAGUUUAGUCAACGGCGCGACGAGUAAAAAUCUUCCUGCCGUGCAAACCGUGGCCCCCAUGCCUGAAGACACAGUCGAAAAUAUGAGCAUUACUACAAAAUUAGAGAGAGCAUUGGAGAAGGUGGCUCCCUUGUUGAGAGAGAUCUUUGUGGACUUUGCACCCUUUCUGUCACGGACUCUGCUGGGCAGCCAUGGACAAGAGUUACUAAUUGAAGGUCUCGUAUGUAUGAAGUCAAGCACCUCAGUGGUGGAGCUCGUCAUGCUUCUUUGUUCUCAGGAGUGGCAGAACUCCAUUCAGAAGAAUGCUGGCCUCGCUUUCAUUGAGCUAAUAAAUGAAGGAAGGUUGCUGUGCCAUGCCAUGAAGGACCACAUUGUUCGCGUUGCCAACGAGGCUGAAUUCAUCCUGAACAGACAGCGAGCUGAGGACGUCCACAAACAUGCAGAGUUUGAGUCCAGCUGUGCACAGUAUGCUGCAGACAGGAAAGAAGAAGAGAAGAUGUGUGACCACCUGAUAAGUGCUGCUAAGCAUAGAGAUCAUGUCACAGCCAAUCAACUGAAGCAGAAGAUUGUCAACAUCCUCACCAACAAGCAUGGGGCCUGGGGUAUACCAUGCCAGAGUCAGCUGCAUGACUUCUGGCGUCUCGACUACUGGGAAGAUGACCUGCGGCGAAGGAGGAGGUUUGUCCGAAACCCAUUUGGCUCCACCCACUUGGAUAUAGCGUGCAAGUCCUCACAAGAAUAUGCCUUAAAGGAAGAAAAGGUCGUGAAGUCCAAGCUAGUUUUCCGGAGCCCAACUUUGGCCAGUCAGAACCCAGAAACAGAACUGGUCCUGGAUGGAGAAGACGAUAAUGUCAGCCUGCUCCAUGAAAAGGAGAUGGACAACGUUGGCGGUCCGGUGGUCCUGAGCAGCUCGGCCCAGCUUGUCGCCCCUGUCCUGGUCGCCCGCGGAACUCUGUCCAUCACCACCUCUGAGAUCUACUUUGAGGUGGACGAGGAUGACCCUGCCUUCAAACGGGUCGACCCGAAGGUCUUGGUGUACACAGAUGGUUUGCAUGGCAAAUGGAUGUUCAGUGAGAUUCGGGCGGUUUUUUCCAGGCACUACCUUCUGCAGAAUACUGCAAUGGAGGUUUUCAUGGCUAAUAGAACAUCUGUCAUGUUCAACUUUCCGGACCAAGCCACAGUAAAAAAGAUUGUCUAUUGUCUCCCUCGAGUGGGAGUGGGCACUAGCUACGGACUACCACAAGCAAGGCGGAUCUCCCUGGCAACCCCUCGACAGCUUUUCAAAUCCUCAAACAUGACCCAGCGCUGGCAGAGAAGAGAAAUCUCCAACUUUGAGUAUCUGAUGUUUCUCAACACCAUAGCUGGGAGGACGUAUAAUGACCUGAACCAGUACCCAGUCUUCCCCUGGGUUCUCACCAACUAUGACUCGGAGGAACUGGACUUGACCCUUCCAGGGAACUUCAGAGAUCUCUCCAAGCCUGUUGGUGCAUUGAAUCCAAAGCGUGCAGCAUUUUACUCCGAACGCUAUGAGUCAGGAGAAGAAGACCAGACACCUCCCUAUCAUUACGACUCCCACUACUCCACUGCUGCCACCACUCUGCAUUGGCUCGUCAGAAUAGAGCCCUUCACCACGUUCUUCCUCGGUGCCAACGAUAACAAAUUCGACCAUCCUGAUCGCACAUUUUCUGCCAUCACACGCUCUUGGAGAAACUGUCAAAGAGACACGUCGGAUGUAAAAGAAUUGAUUCCCGAGUUCUACUAUCUCCCAGAGAUGUUUGUUAACAGCAAUGGCUACCAUUUAGGAAUGAGGGAAGAUGGAACCAUGAUCUGUGAUGUGGACUUGCCAGCCUGGGCCAAGAAGCCUGAAGACUUUGUUCGGAUAAACAGGAUGGCCCUGGAAAGCGAGUUUGUGUCAUGUCAGCUGCAUCAGUGGAUUGACCUUAUUUUCGGCUACAAGCAGCGAGGGCCAGAAGCUGUGCGUGCCCUCAACGUAUUUCACCACCUGACUUAUGAGGGCUCCGUCAGCUUGGAAAGUAUUGCUGACCCUUUGCUCAGAGAGGCCACAGAGGCGCAGAUCCAGAGCUUUGGACAGACGCCAUCUCAGUUGCUUAUCGAGCCACAUCCUCCACGCAGCUCCGCCAUGCACCUGUGUUUCCUUCCGCAGAGUCCUCUCAUGUUCAAGGACCAGAUGCAGCAGGACGUCAUCAUGGUGUUAAAGUUUCCAUCCAAUUCGCCGGUUACGCAUGUGGCUGCCAACACCCUGCCCCAUCUCACUAUACCAGCCGUGGUCACCGUCACCUGCAGCCGCUUAUUUGCCGUCAAUCGAUGGCACAACACUGUUGGUCUCCGAGGAGCACCAGGCUAUUCUCUGGAACAGGCCCAUCAUCUCCCUAUAGAGAUGGAUUCUCUGGUUGCCAACAGUACUGGCAGCAACAAGCGUCAGAUCACAGACCUAGUGGACCAAAGCAUCCAAAUCACCACACACUGUUUUGUGGUGACAGCUGACAACCGCUACAUCCUGGUGUGUGGCUUCUGGGACAAGAGCUUCCGUGUGUACUCCUCUGAGACAGGCAAGCUGACCCAGAUCAUUUUUGGCCACUGGGAUGUGGUGACAUGUCUGGCCAGAUCAGAGUCGUACAUCGGAGGCGAUUGCUACAUUGUUUCUGGUUCUCGGGAUGCUACCCUGCUGCUUUGGUACUGGAGUGGACGGCACCAUAUUAUUGGUGACAACCCCAAUCACGGUGACUACCCAGCACCACGAGCAGUUCUGACUGGUCAUGACCAGGAAGUUGUGUGUGUGUCAGUCUGCGCAGAGCUGGGCCUUGUCAUCAGUGGAGCAAAAGAGGGUCCUUGUCUGGUCCACACCAUAACUGGGGACCUUCUACGGGAACUAGAGGGGCCGGACAACUAUCAGUGCCCACGGCUCAUCUCAGUGUCCAGUGAGGGUCACUGCAUCAUCUAUUACGAGAGAGGUCGCUUCUGCAACUUCAGCAUAAAUGGAAAACUGCUGGCACAGAUGGAGGUCAAUGAUUCCACCAGGGCAAUUCUCCUGAGCAGUGAUGGACACAACCUUGUGACAGGUGGAGACAACGGUGUGGUGGAAGUGUGGCAAGCUUGUGACUUCAGACAACUCUACAUCUACCCCGGCUGUGAUGCAGGGAUCCGAGCCAUGGAUCUAUCACAUGAUCAAAGGACCUUGAUCACUGGCAUGGCUUCUGGCAGCAUUGUGGCAUUUAACAUAGAUUUCAACAGAUGGCACUAUGAGCAUCAAAACAGGUACUGAUCAGAUGAAAACUUCCAACAUAAAGGUUGUUGAGAAAACAAAACCUGCUAACCUGUGACUGUGGUGAGCAGAAGAGGAUCCAAAUAGCAAAGAAGGGAUCAAUCAGCAGGAGAACAUCAAAUAUUUUUAUGUUCAUCUGACCUCAGAGGCAACCACAUUCUGAUUCAUCUGCUGCUAUACAAUCUGGACACAUUGUUUUAUUAUUGUACCUUAACACCAGCUAAAGUCUUCUCGAACUGAGACGAGUGGGACUGUUGUGAUUAUGGAGCUGAGGUAAUGUAUGCACAGAUAUUAAAUUCUAAAUGUUUCCCUUUUAACCUGGAAAAAAGUAAAGCAACAUAUCAUUUGACAGAUAUUUGGAAAAAAGUGUAAAGAGAAAGAUCUAAAUGCUGGUGGCAUAACAUUUUUGUUAACUGUAAAAGCUUAAUAUCUAAAUGCUGUGGGACAAGCCAAUGAAAUGAGAGAGGCCAUUGUGCAAGCCAUGAAUUAAUGUAGUCAUCACCUUAAACAUUUGUUAGUAACAUGGAUAAAGCUGCUGUGUGCGCCUAAACAGAGGUUAAUUUGUAUGUUUGUGAAAAGACUAAAUGUUCAUAUAUUUGUUGUUCGUUAAUAUGGAAAAGUGAGUUUUAAUGUAAUCUUAGUCCUUUGUGAUAAAUGUUUUUAAUAUGCCAGCAACAUUUAAAUGUGACAUUGCCUUGUUUUUUUUUUUUUCAAAUAUUUUUAAGUAGGACUAUUAGUUUACAUUUUUUGUUCAAAAGAUGGCUCAAAAAAAUUAAAUGCCAAAUUUGUUAGAUGGUAUCUUUUGAUUUCAAUUUGUAGCAAAACUGACAUUUUGGAAAUGUCAUUUUAAUGACCAUGUUAUUAAUGGUGCAGUAGACAUCAGUUCAUCAAAAAACAUUUGUAUUUUGUAUUCUUUUGCACAAAUGUUUUUAUCAUGUUAAUUCACAAACUGCACUUACUGUCAAUCUGUACUCUCAUAAGCAAUAUUUUGUUUCUGAAUAGAUUUAAGGAAGGUUUUCUGUUACUUGACAUUAGUUAUUGAUGCAGAUAAAAUGCUCUAUUUUAGUAUUGAUUAAAGCUAUUAAAGCAUUACUAUGCUGUUUAUCUGUCAAUCUAUAUGAACAAAAAUAUGCAAAUUAAUGACUUUUUUUUGUUUCUAAGUGCAGGUCUAACAUAAAACCAAUCUACCUAAAGCUAUAAUUUUGCAUGCUAAGAUAUUAAGGUGGCACUGGGUUUACUUUGUGUUCACAUAAAACUUGUUUCAAAAAACAAUCUGUUUUAACUUAUAAAGCAGUGACUAAAUUUCAUGCAGUGUUUUAAUAUUCAUGCAGUGUUUUAAUAUUCCAGCUGUGCAGUGUCAUUUUAAUAUGAUUUAAUUUAAAGGCAACAUAUUUGGAGAUUGUAACUGCAUUAAAAAAAUUAUGGACCCGAGUCAACUUAUGUAGUGUUUCUUUAAAUAAAUGUAAAUUGUAAAUCUGACAUACAAAGGGUGGAUUUUUCUGGAAUAGUGUUUGGUUAUGCUGCCAUCUGCUGUUUGAACAUGGACGUCCUGAGAUCAGUAGUUUAAACUUUUUUUUUUCAGAACAAGUCUUUUGUGUUGCUUUGUUUAAUACAGUAAUGCUUUUCAGGUGGCAAGUCAUGAGGCACCUAAUAUUUUCACAUGAGGAA